AUCUCCUCCAUGAAUGCGCAGGGACUUUUAGGGGCGUGAGUGUGCAAGCGGGUGCCAUUCCUCGCCGGUGAAAUCGCGAUCGCGCCUCCUCCUCUUUUUCUUGUAUUUUUCCUUGUCUUUAUUUCAGGUCUUUCUCUUUCCGUUUCUUUGUUGUGACGUAGAAGCCAUGGCGGAGCAGCUCACCGACGACCAGAUCGCUGAGUUCAAGGAGGCCUUCAGUUUGUUUGACAAGGAUGGCGAUGGUUGUAUCACGACCAAGGAGCUUGGAACUGUGAUGCGUUCUUUGGGUCAGAAUCCUACAGAAGCUGAGCUGCAAGACAUGAUCAACGAAGUUGAUGCUGAUGGAAAUGGGACAAUUGACUUCCCCGAGUUUCUUAACUUGAUGGCCCGGAAAAUGAAGGAUACAGAUUCAGAGGAAGAGUUGAAGGAGGCAUUCAGAGUGUUUGACAAGGACCAGAAUGGCUUCAUAUCUGCUGCUGAGCUUCGCCAUGUGAUGACCAACCUCGGAGAAAAGCUCACAGAUGAGGAAGUUGACGAGAUGAUUCGUGAGGCUGAUGUAGAUGGCGAUGGUCAGAUCAACUAUGAUGAGUUUGUUAAAAUCAUGAUGGCCAAGUGAGUUCUAUCACAAAGUAGGAAGCGGUGAUCUUAUUAAAUGUCACUUAAUUCCGAGAAACUAAGGAUGGAUCUAUUCUGCUGCUCUCUUGUUUGAUGUUUUGCUUGGUUGUAUCAUUUCAGAGAUGUUUAUUAUCUAAUCCUCGUGUCCUGUUCUAACGUGUUCAAGUUUUUGGACAUCGAAGAAUCUUGUUCUUAGACUUUUUGUAAUUCAUUGAAACCUCUAAUGUAGUUUUAUGUGCUUUCCCUAA
Molecule: messenger RNA, 863 nt
Organism: Zingiber officinale
Lineage: Eukaryota; Viridiplantae; Streptophyta; Magnoliopsida; Zingiberales; Zingiberaceae
Product: calmodulin-3
Exons: 2
Coding region: 167-616 (149 amino acids)
Molecular function (GO): calcium ion binding; enzyme regulator activity
Source: RefSeq, a predicted model, not a curated record